Messenger RNA from Corticium candelabrum, 1110 nucleotides. RefSeq lists its product as uncharacterized. The transcript has 2 exons. The record is from RefSeq and is a predicted model, not a curated record. The coding region runs from base 1 to 1041 and encodes 346 amino acids. Gene Ontology annotation, molecular function: sialyltransferase activity. Lineage: Eukaryota; Metazoa; Porifera; Homoscleromorpha; Homosclerophorida; Plakinidae.
AUGUAUGCUCAAUAUAGACGCGGAAUAGACAACUACGAUCGUGUUCUAGAUGUCAAGCCGACAAAAUCUGUGUUCAAACUUUUGACUGUUCUUUGCCAUUCAAGUAAAAGGUUCCCGUGUGUUAUAGUAACUGCAAUAUUAUUCCUACUUUUUAUCUAUAUUUUCUUUCCUUAUCAAAUUGGCGGUUUCAUCUAUGGUCGCUCAUUGGAAAAGCUGUCGUUUAACUUCAAGAAUUACAAAUUUGAAAAAUUGCCCGAACAAAAAUUGAACAGCAGUCAAUAUUCUACCAAUGAACCAACGACGCCGUGGGACGAAUUUGGCUGUCAAAGCAAGACACCUCUUCUUCUUUGCCAUAGAACACCAGAAUUGUCUCCAGCGAUUGUGCUUGCUGACAAGGCUGUCUUUCAAACCACCAGUCUUCUCAUGAAACGAUCGAGAUCGUGCGCUCUAGUCGGGUCAUCAGGAAGGUUAUUGAGUCGAAGAUACGGUAAUGAUAUUGACGGACAUGACGUUGUCAUACGGUUAAAUAACGCUCCGAUUCAUCCAUACGAGAAAUAUGUCGGGAGACGCAUGCCUGACGUGGCAAUACUUAAUGUAGCGACCCUACGUGAGUUUACGUGUCUACGAAACGUAAAUCGUAAAACGCUAUUGGUUCGAUGUAAACAUCAUGGUAAGAUUACUUCUGCUGGUCGAUUAUGCGCAAGACAUGGUCCUCUCUAUGCAACAUCGGUGGAACUUAUGAACACUACGCGAUCUAUUUUGACAACGUACAGACAAUUGUAUGGUGUUAAGAGUAAAAGAAUGCCAACGUCGGGAUUGUAUGCCAUUCUGUUCGUAUUGAGAUUGUGCGAAGAGGUUGAUGUUUACGGAUUUGGUGCGGCAGAGGCAGAGUUGUAUGCAUACUACAGAGAUAUUCACACUUUCAGUACCCAUCAUCUUUUCAACUUGGAGGAACAAUUCAUAAGAGAUAUAUCACACAAUUUGACAACACCUGUUGACAUGUCUUCCUAUGGCUGUAAGAAGGUGUCUUUUCAUCCUUGAUCAGGGCCUUCGGAAGCAAAUGAAGAGUGAAGGGGCCUAACUCACGAUAAGGGGAGUGGUGACAUAACG